AUGGUCUUUUUAUUAUUCCUUUCAUUCGUUUUAUCAUCAAUUUUCUUAGUUCCAUUAGUAUAUAUGCUAAACAAAGUAUUCUUAUUUAAUAGAAAUAGAGUGGUAAAUUAUGAUUCAAUAAGGAAAUUAGCUUUGACUAGAAUGGAAUAA
Molecule: messenger RNA, 150 nt
Organism: Dictyostelium discoideum AX4
Lineage: Eukaryota; Evosea; Eumycetozoa; Dictyosteliales; Dictyosteliaceae
Exons: 1
Coding region: 1-150 (49 amino acids)
Cellular component (GO): extracellular region
Source: RefSeq, a predicted model, not a curated record